UAGUAUUGCAGAAAGUCACCAAUCCGGCGGAUGUCUUCCGGAUUUUCCUUGCUUCCUCUUUUUUCAGGAUUUGCGAUCCACAUUCAUUCAGAGACAUGAGGCUGUUCUUCCUUUUGGCAGUGACCCUGGUGUCACUGUGUGCUGUGCGUGGUGCCGACAAGAAGAAGCUACAGAUCGGCAUCAAGAAGCGUGUGGAGAACUGCCCCAUCAAGUCCCGCAAGGGUGACGUGCUCAACAUGCACUACACUGGUAAGCUGGAGGAUGGAACAGAGUUUGACAGCAGCAUCCCCAGGAACCAGCCCUUCACCUUCACUCUGGGCACCGGACAGGUCAUCAAGGGAUGGGACCAGGGUCUGCUAGGGAUGUGUGAAGGAGAGAAGAGGAAGCUGGUCAUCCCUUCAGAGCUCGGCUAUGGAGACCGAGGAGCACCUCCUAAAAUCCCAGGUGGCGCCACCCUUAUUUUUGAGGUGGAGUUGCUGAGCAUUGAGAGGCGGUCUGAUUUAUAACUGCAGGUCUGAGGCGCACCUCCCCUCCCCCACCCUCUCUGCUCCCAAGCUCCGCUCCUCUCCGUCAGCUCCUCCACCCAUCUGCCUGGUCAGGUAUUCACACCAAACCUGUCCAGGUGCCCAGCUCUGGCAGCCAUCAGCGGGCUUACAUCACUUUCAGCACCAUUCCAGUCCAGUCCCCAGCAGAGACCUCUACCAAGCACGACAUCAGUCAGCAUCGUUCAAACGCGUGUUUCUGUUGAAUAGUAUGACAGACAGACACCUGACUGAAACACACUGAACACAGCAGACCAGGGGAGUUCUGUGCACCACGUCUUUAUUUCAGUUAUUCCUUUGGACCACCUUAACACACACACACAAAUAAUUUGGACUAAGUACGAAAUGGUCUUUUUUUUUUUUUUUAUAGCUGUGACAUCAGUUCCAUAAGGGUUCAGGUAUUUGUUCCUUCUGUUCAAAUGGUCUUGUAUUCCUAUUGGAAUAAAUGUUUGAUUUACUAA
Messenger RNA from Clupea harengus (Atlantic herring), 1003 nucleotides. It is a transcript of the gene fkbp2, whose product is annotated as FKBP prolyl isomerase 2. The record is from RefSeq and is a predicted model, not a curated record. Gene Ontology annotation, cellular component: endoplasmic reticulum. Gene Ontology annotation, molecular function: peptidyl-prolyl cis-trans isomerase activity. Gene Ontology annotation, biological process: protein peptidyl-prolyl isomerization. Lineage: Eukaryota; Metazoa; Chordata; Actinopteri; Clupeiformes; Clupeidae.